Molecule: messenger RNA, 741 nt
Organism: Bombus terrestris (buff-tailed bumblebee)
Lineage: Eukaryota; Metazoa; Arthropoda; Insecta; Hymenoptera; Apidae
Product: putative eggshell protein
Exons: 1
Coding region: 1-741 (246 amino acids)
Source: RefSeq, a predicted model, not a curated record
AUGUUUGCCGUACGUGGAGGUCCAUGUCUGUUGAUACUUCUGGCUAUUUUGGCGCCCGUGAGUUUCGCGACGAGCAUUAAUUACGAGGAUCUGCAACCAGCGGCUACCUUUCAUUUCCAUCGACACGAGGAACGUGGUGGUAACGAUCGUUACGCUAUUCACCAAGGCAAAGCUAGUGAUCACGCCGAUACGGGCUACAAAUGUUAUCACGAAGCGGACGAAGUUACCAAAGGUCACGAUAACUUGGACAAAGGUUACGGGUAUUACGGCGAUGAUGGCGAAGGGAAGACGUACUAUCAUCAUGACAACGAUCGUUACGAUGAACAUCACGAAGGUAGGGAAAGUGAAAAGGGUGAAAAGUUCCUCGACAAUGACCAUUAUGACAAUGGACACAGCACCCAUGGUCGUCACGACGUAGAGGAAUUAGACGAAUAUCAGAAUCACAACGAGUUUUACGAUGAAGAACAUGAUUUUGAUUUCGACGAGGAAGAUGACGGUUAUCGUUAUGGUCACGAGGAAAAGAAAGGUGAAGAUUAUAAGGAUGAUCGUCACGAUUACGAUGAACACAAGACCUAUCAUUAUGGUAAAAGAGAUUAUGACGAACAAGGACACCAUUGUAGAGAUCAUAAGGGAUACAGUGGCGAAGAAGAUCACCAAGAUUAUUAUUACAACGACUAUCUUGACGGUAAAAAGGAUUCAAGUGAUCGCGGCUGGAGGUGGAUACAUAAGAUAGAGUACUAA